AUGACGUCUUCGCCGCACCAUCACGAGAAGCCCACUCUGCAGCUCUUCUAUCAGGUUAUAUCAAAAACUUUUGAAGGUAUUUUGUACUUGAAAGUCUGAAAAACUAUUGAAAGGGAACGUUUCUAGACCCCGGUUGAACGUUUGAAACUUUGCUGAAGAAUACUUUAUGACCCGAUGAUGGCAGAGGAAGACAAUGAAAAAUUUAAAGACAUGUUUUUAGUGUAUGCAGGAAAUGUUGGCGUCAAGCAUAUCCUUUCAAGAGUUCACAGAUUUGUGCCAUGAUCAACUUGGUUUAAAUAUCUACUUAUUAUGGUUCUAUGUUUCUUCUCUCACAUACAAAUUUUUUUCUUCACAGGCGGGGUUAAUCCACCUCGGGGUCUCUUUCUUUCCCUGCAACAUCACCACACAGGCGAAUCGAGAGGUUACCAUGUGUCCACAAAGGUACCUCUCAAAAUGGAUCGUGAAGACGCCAUAAUAUGUCCAUCGUGAGACCUCCAGCAUACCUUUUAGCUAUAUCUGAGCCAUCUCGGAGGCACUUUAGAGUCUCUCUCAAGUCCCUCUCAUUUUGCUCAGAAACCUCAGAGGUAUCCUCGAGGUACCUUCGGGUGACUUCAGAGCCUAUAUAUCCUCAGAGGGUCUCGCGAUACCCUUUCUCGAUUCGCCUAUGCAUACCAUCCUGAUGUUGCGAAAAUGAAGUGAUUGAAUUGAAUUGAAUUAAUGGAACAAAAAAAAUUUCUCGCAUUAAAUCUGGUUUUUUUUUUCAAUACGGUUCCAUUGCUUAAAACAUACUUUCUUGUUUCGGCAUCAGGAGGUCUUAAAGUAUACAUCAGCGAAUUUUCAUCAAAGUUCAACCACGGUCUAAAAUCAUUCUCUUGUUAUAGUCUGUGUAAAACGACUUGGAAUUUCACCGAACGACAUUCCACUGUUCCGCUGCGUGCCUUUGAUUUUUCGUUUUAUUUAAGAACUCGACCAACACGUGUUCCUAGUGGAAAAUUCCAUCUAUCAGAAAUGAAAAAAAUUCAAAGCGAGACCGAGGCUCGCAAAGACGCUUUACGACGCAACGGAACAACGGAAUGUCGCUCGGUGAAAUUUCAAGUCGUGGCACAAAGACUAUAACAUAAAAAUUUAUUCUAUUUUUUGAGAUUGAACCACCUUCCCCAAAACAGCGAAAUUUCGCAACUUAGAAAAAAAGUACUGACAAAAUAGUUUAACAGCAAGAAGAGGAGUUUUACGAAGAAGACACGUCGCGGACGACGUCGCCGCAUCCUCGGUCGGACUUGGUGAUCGACAAGUCAUCCCCGGUCCCCAUAUUGUGCGGCGGCUUGGGCGGCCGACUUCAUCUGGAGCAUUUCGCCUGUCCUGGCAUCCACGAGCCUUGCAUCGAGUUUGAGGGCUGUCCAGGUACAUUCUCAAGGAAGACAAAUUCAGAAUAGUCAAAAAAUCGACUGAAAAUAUAAGUUAGUUUAGAUAGUUUGGCUUAAAAACGAAAACAUUCGAAUUCAAAAAAAAAAGAAGAUAAAAACAGCCUUGACGAAAACCUAUGAAAAACUUCAUAAAUUAAUUUCAUUAAAUUCAUCUCUAAGAAAUUUCAGGCGUUCUUAUUUCACCCAAAGAGUUCACCGUACAAGGAAGUAAGGAGAAACAGAAAGACUGGAAAGGAAGCAUUCGGAUUGGAAGGACCACGUUAAGGUGAGCAUUAUUAAAUUUUAAUCAAACGGAAAAAAAAACGAAAAAAGUAGGUCAUUGAUGUUUAAAAAAAAGCCACGUUUCUUUCCAUUUUAUAUCUUUCGAGUCAUUUUCAAGUUUUACUUUCUUCUCAACAUAGUGAGUUGUUCUUUUCCUUAGUGUUCUUUAUUCUCAUUGAAUAUAAAAACCUUCCAUAGGAAGCAUAUGGAGGCGGGUACAAUCGACUUCUUCGAGCACUCGAAACGCUGCAGCGGCAAGUGUCAGAGCCGCAACUACCUGAACGUCGACCGGGACAUGUCUUGCUCCGUCGAUGUGCCGAAGCCGUCGCCGACCAAGCUCCAUAGAGACCUGCUCUACCACAUCAACGCCUCCAACAGCGGCCUCAGCCCUGUCGACAUCGUCGACCCGCCGGAAGGGCUUGAUGGUAUCAUUCACCGGGCCUUCGAAAAUUAUAUCUAUCAAAGAGGUUUAAAAAAGAUUGGAACUAAAUAAACUAACUUCUAUCUAAAAAUAGAGUUUCUUAUUGUUGUUAAGAGACCAUCUGCGCGGCGCAGGAAAGCAAAAAACAUCAUUGAUGGUGUUUCUCAAGAAAUUUCGAUUCAACUUAUAGUCUGUUCAGAUUUUGAAUGUCAAGUAGAAUGACGUCAUUCGAAAACGCUCUGUGGGUGGCUCGUUCUCUGAUUGGUUUAUCGCGCCAUUAGGGGCCGGAGCUUCAGCGAGAACUUGACAUUUGAAAUCUGAACAAACUAUAGACUAUAGUACUUGUGCUACAAUACUUGUGCUCCACUAUAGUCUAUAGUGGAGCACAAGUAUUGUUUUCUGAAAGAUAUGCGGAAAGGGAAUGAAAUAAACGCAACCCUCCUUAUCUCCUCUUGUUUUCAUAUUUCGUCGGUAGCUCUUUUAGGAAAACCAGACGAAUUCAAGCGAGGUCGUGGACGUCCCAAAGGCUCCGGAAAAAAUCAAAAGCUGCGGGCUGCCUUCGAAAAGGUCAACAAAGAGAGGCCAGAGGGUUGUACUGACUUCGAACUCAUCCUUCAAUGCCUUCACAAUGGUUUGAUUCCCCUGUUUCAAGAGGAAAAGAGAGAACUUCAGACCCGCAGACGUUUUGGGAGCAGAUGCACAACGCCGGCGUAAUCAGCCAUUUCUGCGACGAGAUCGUCAACGGGGCUAUCGCUCUCAAGCGCUCCAUCGCAAUGGAAGGCCUCACCAUUCCGUGUAAGACCAAAAUGCUCCUAUAUCCUGCAGACUAAUUUUUGCACUUUAGUAAGCCAGAUGCUGUCUAGAGUUGUGUUCGCUUUCGAUCUUCAGGGUCUCGUCGUUCAACGUGUACAAGCUAUCGAGAUAGCCAUCGCCCAGAGUCAACAGAACCAUUUGGAGGUAUUGUACCACCGACUCUUGCAACUUUUUACGUUUUGGAUUAAGGAGCUUUCCGGAACGAUAACUCAGGAUCUGAAGACUUAUAUCAACUCAGACAUGCUUCACCAAGACAUUUCUGAAUCAGACCUGCAAGCUGCUGGAGAUGGUGAGUACUCAAUUUCUUUUUUUAGUUUCAAAGAAAAUUCAGCAAAUGGACCCAACGAAAUUCCAAACGCUCUAACGCUGAUGAGCCCUCACAUGGAACAAGAUAAUGAAAAAGACUUCGAGAAACCUUUUAGAGACGACACAAAACCUUUCUAA
Molecule: messenger RNA, 3363 nt
Organism: Caenorhabditis auriculariae
Lineage: Eukaryota; Metazoa; Nematoda; Chromadorea; Rhabditida; Rhabditidae
Source: the annotation of a GenBank genome assembly